AAUCCAUCAUGUCGCCUCCUCGGCAAUGGUUCUGUCUCGACCGCUAUCAUCACCACUCGCCCCCUUCCGUAUCCUCGCCAACGACCUCGUCUGUUACAUGCCUCAACUAUACGGCCCCAGGAAUCGCCCCGCCUGGUUCUCAUAACACCUCGCCUCCUGUUUGAUGAUUGAACCCGCCGAAUAGAACCGUCAUGCCCACAGACGAGCCGACCGACGACGUCAACCCCCCACCCGAGCACCAGCCAUCUUCACCGACCUCCACCACCGCCGCUACCGCCGCUGCCGAAAUCUCCCCUGUGCUGGAAACGUCGGGAUCUGAGUCGAGUGAUAAUGGAAUUCGUUUGAGCCCGGCAGCUGCCCGGCGGCUUGCUCGUCGCAAUCUCGGUCGCGUGUCCCCGACCCCCGACCUCGUUACCAGCCUGGUUCGCCCUUCGUCGCCUGAUGACGUCUAUCAGGUGGCCCAAUUUCGAAGAACAUUCAAUCCCGGUGGAGGAGCGAGUUUGCAAAUGCCACAGCCCGCUGGGUCUGCUAUUCCCAAUGCCAACGCGGAACGACGUUCGGGGCCUUUGCUGCCACCCCACCCUUCCUCGCUCGACAUCCCCAAACGUUAUGGCGGCGACUGCAUCUUUGACAUGUACUCCUUGACAUACGUCAAAGAUCCCGAUGUCAAUCUUCUUUGCCCGAUCUGCCACGACCCCCUUGUCGACCCUGUCACGACGCCAUGCGACCACACCUUCUGUUACCGCUGUUUGCGCCAGAGCAUCUACUCAAGCCCUUCCGGAACGGCUUGCCCCAUCGACAGGGACCCUCUAUUAUGGCCAAACUGCUUUAGUGCCGCUCGACUCGUGCGCACCCAGUUGAACAAUCUUAUGGUCAAGUGCCCAUAUCACGGGAGAGGAUGUAAGGAGGAGCUGCGACGCGAGGUGGUCGAGCUACACGCAACGAAUGAUUGCCGGUUCAAAGACUUUACCUGCCCUGGUACAAACUGCGACAAAACUUUACGAUCCAAGCCAACAGACGACACUUGUCCUCAUGUCGAGAUUAAGUGCUCCUACUGUCAAGCUGGAAUUGAGGCACCCGACCGUGAUUUCCAUAUGCUCUCAUGCCUCAUGACCAAAACCCGGUGUGAGGCAUGCUGGCGGCUGGUCCGACGACGUCAAAUGGGCUCUCACCAAGAGUCGGAGUGUGAUGGAAUCGUAAUAGCAUGUCCUUACCAGGAGUUUGGCUGCCCAAGUCGUUCGCUACGCGGGCUGAUGGGCUCUCAUACUGUGAUUUGUGCUUUUCAUCCCGACACGCCCUCUGGCGUCAUUAUUCGAUCUCAACGGGAGCUCAUCCAGUCGUAUAGCGACCUUGGGCAGCAAAUACAACAACUCAACACCCGUCAAGACGAAACGAACCGAAGGAUUAAUGAGGUCACUGCGUCUGUCAGCCGUCGUGGAGGAGGUGAUCCCGCUGGGGGCGACAGUCGCACCAUGCAGGACCUGGAUGCCGGCUUCGAAGAAGUUCACCAGAAUCUGACACACUUGGAGGCACGGCAGAGUAUGUGGACGAUGAACCAAGUCAUGCCGAUCCGCGAGGAGGUUACCGAGUUACGAAACAAUAUCAACAUGAUCCGGAUGCAUGUCAACUGGCUGCUCAACCGAAGCCGCGAGGAGGGCCGCAUUAGAGCCGCCAACAACUCGGGCUCAUCAACGAUCCGCCGGGAUGGACCCGGGGAUGGGGGCCAUAUGCUUCCCGAGCGUCAGAAUAUCCGCGCUCGACGUCUGGCCAAGCUCGGAACCUCGACGCCUGCUUCCUCCAAGUCCGAAGAGAACAAGACAUCCGAACCCGAGUCCUCGAACCCUUCCCGCACCUCCACGCCGAAGCCACAGACCUCUCCUGCCGCGGAGCCGUCGCGGCCCAAGAUCAACAUCACCCCGGCCGCCGGCUCGAGUCCGAACCCCUUCGCCAAGUUGGGUGUGAAGGAAAAUAACAAAUCAGAGCCGUCCAGCUCAACAGGUAGCUCUCGUUCUCCUCGUAAGAGGCUGGCUUCGGAGAUUGACGAUGCCGUUUCAGCGGACCGACCACCACAGCGUGCGAACAACGCCCAGCCCGAGUCCGACACAGACUAUGCCAACCGAAUCCUGUCCCAUAUCUUCCGCAUCUCAGUGGACCCCCAUAACAUGACAGAUAACCAUAGCCAUAGGCUGGUAUUCCUUCCUAACCUGAACGAGGAGCUCAACGACUCAGGGGAGUCAUUGAAGCUGUCCGUGAACACGCUGGACCAGGCCAUCAUGGAAGCUCUCAAUGCUUGGCCUCAAAAUAAGCCUCUCAUGCAGUACCUCCUGCCCUGCUGGAAACGCGCCGUCAAGACAGGCACAGCCACCAAGUUGACGGAGGGAUUUAGAUACGAGGUGCACGAGGAGGCGAAGCGAUUGUGCAUGAGCAGCUGUCUCUUCGCCCUCACAAUGCCAGACUUAUACGGCCGCGAGCCCAACCCGAAGCAUGACACUCUCAUGCCAUUUCUGCUCAAGGGUGUACAGAACGACGAUGGCCUAUGCUUUGACUUCAUCCGAGAAGCUAUUAAGCGUUUCGACGAGGAUGAAGCGUUCCCUGGGAUAUUCAGCAAUGCAAUGGUUCAAAUCAGCGCCAAGUUGGGGUCUAUGUCUAUGGACGAGGAUUACAAACCAUACCUUCAGGCCCUCAUGACUUACACGAGGUUCCCUCCUCUAAUCGUCAAUCUGGCAAAACAUCCUUGCUUCAAGAUGGCACAAUCUGCCGCCGGGAUUGAGAAACAUACGAUUCUCGGUCCCUUCUUCCGCAUCUCACCUUUACAAUCCGAAGUCAUCAAGAGCUACUUCCCUGGCCCCCGGACGCUGGACAAGGCCAGAAUUCGCAAUGCGCAGGAUUCCUUGCGCAUGGUAAUUCGAACUCAUCAGGAUGACCUCUUCGCAAUUGCCAAUGCAUUCAUCCGGGCCGGCCCCGACACGCGAAGUCGCACGCUGGACUGGUUUGCCUACAUCGUGAACAUGAACCACAAGCGCAGAGCUCUUCAGGUCGACCCCAGAGAAGUAGCCUCCAACGGUUUCAUGGUGAACGUGACGACAAUCCUCGAUCGAUUCUGCGAACCUUUCAUGGAUAGCGACUUUAGCAAGAUUGACAAGAUCGACGAUGAUUAUUUCCGCAAAAAUCCACGAGUUGAUCUCAAGGAUGAGACAAAGCUGAAUGCUGACCAGGCAUACUCAGACGAGUACUACGCCAAGACACUUCCCGGCGAGCCAAAUUUCAUCUCGGAGGCCUUCUUCUUGACACUCGCUGCUCAUCAUUAUGGAAGCGAAGCAUGUAAUUCUCAGUUGAAGAACUUGGACCGAGACAUUAAGUACUUGGAGAAGCACCUCAAGGCUAUGGAGGCCGAGCGUCCCAAGGUUGCCAACGUCCCACACCAGCUACGGCUCUUGGAGGAAACACUGAAGCGUCACACCAGCGUCCUGGAGAAGACUAUUGGAAUGAAGUAUGCCAUUGAGGGCGUCCUCCUAGAUGAGCGAAUGCAGAGCACCUCUUUGCGGUUCAUGCGAUAUGUUGCCGUUUGGCUGCUUCGCCUUGCGACUCGAUCCAAGUACAAGCCAGGCCUCGAGUCGAAAGAAGUCAAGCUCCCUUUGCCCAAUGAGAAGUUGGACACAUUCUCCUGCCUACCCGAGUAUGCUCUGCAGAAUAUUGUGGACAACUUCAAGUUCAUCUUCAGAUUCCUUGCCAACAUUCUCCCCAGCGCUGUGGGUGAUGAGAUGAUUGCGCUAUGCAUUACCUUCCUCCGAUCCUCUGAGUACAUCAAGAACCCCUAUCUCAAGUCGUCAUUAGUAUCGCUACUCUUUUCAGCGACCUGGCCCUUUAUGCAUCUCAAGCGAGGAGUUCUUGGCGAUCAGCUUAUCUCAUCCAAGUUCGCUAAUGAGCACCUUCUGCACGCCCUGAUGAAGUUCUACAUCGAGUGCGAGUCGACUGGUGCCGACUCAGCGUUCUAUGACAAGUUCAACAUCCGAUAUGAGAUCUUCCAGGUCAUCAAGUGUGUUUGGGUCAAUGACCAUUACAAGAGACAGUUGACUCAGGAGAGCAGGGUCAACAAGCAGUUCUUUGUUCAGUUUGUGAACAUGCUGCUGAACGAUGCCACCUACGUCCUGGACGAGGCACUCACCAAAUUCCCCAAGAUUCGGGCUCUUGAGAGGGAGCUUGAGAACCCAGCACUUCCAGCCGAAGACCGCCAGAAGAAGGAAGAAGAGCAUCAGACCCUCGCGAACCAGGCCACGUCGUUCAUGCAGCUCGCCAAUGAGACGCUCGAGAUGAUGAAGCUCUUCACCGAGGCCAUGGGCGAGGCUUUCACCAUGCCCGAAAUCGUCUCGCGUCUGGCGAGCAUGUUAAACUACAACCUCGAGACCCUAGCAGGAGUGAAGGCUGGCGCCGAGCUUGGUGUCGCGAAUAAGGACAAGUACCACUUCCGACCUAUCCAACUCAUCUCGGACAUUAUCGACAUCUAUCUCAACCUCGGUAGCUCUGCCGUUUUCAUUGAAGCGGUGGCUGCCGACGGUCGCUCCUACAAGCCAGAGGUCCUGGACCGUGUGUCCCGAAUCCUCACGUCAAAGCAUCAGAAGGAUGUAGCGGAUAUUGCCCGCUGGGACAAACUCAAGGUCAAGUUUGUUGACGCAAAGCUCCUGCUCGAUCAAGCGGAGCUGGACUUGGGCGAGAUCCCCGCGGAAUUCGAAGACCCCAUCAUGGGCGAUCUCAUGAAAGACCCUGUGCUCCUGCCUAGCAGACACAUCGUGGACCGCUCCACCAUCGUGCAGCACCUUCUCAGUGACCCUAAGGAUCCUUUCACCCGACAGCCCAUGUCUAUCAACGAUGCCAUCCCUCAGACGGAGCUUAAGGAAAAGAUUGAUAAGUGGCGCGAGGAGCGAGUGCAGGCUGCGAAGGACAAGAUCAAGGAGGCGGCUAUGGAUACCACGGAGGGUUAAGUGCGAAUGAUCAUUUCAUGGCAUAUGUGCUGUGCGAUGCUAAGGGAGAGGCAUUGAGAUGGUGUGUUACUUGGCUUAUUAUGAUGUUUUUCCUGUUUGACAAAUAGCACGCGGGCACGGCGGGUAUGGAUGGCAAGGUGAGAGAUUACAAGCAGACUGGUUUUGGCCCAAGGGCUUAAAGGGGCUAUCGGUUCUACACUACAGAUCAUGACGGG
Messenger RNA from Ilyonectria robusta, 5194 nucleotides. RefSeq names its product ubiquitin elongating factor core-domain-containing protein. The record is from RefSeq and is a predicted model, not a curated record. Gene Ontology annotation, molecular function: ubiquitin-ubiquitin ligase activity; zinc ion binding. The coding region runs from base 192 to 4979 and encodes 1595 amino acids. Lineage: Eukaryota; Fungi; Ascomycota; Sordariomycetes; Hypocreales; Nectriaceae. The transcript has 8 exons. Gene Ontology annotation, biological process: protein polyubiquitination. Gene Ontology annotation, cellular component: ubiquitin ligase complex; nucleus; cytoplasm.